Messenger RNA from Panthera uncia (snow leopard), 11222 nucleotides. RefSeq names its product component of oligomeric golgi complex 6 (gene COG6). The record is from RefSeq and is a predicted model, not a curated record. The coding region runs from base 2 to 1945 and encodes 647 amino acids. NCBI's taxonomy places the organism in Eukaryota, Metazoa, Chordata, Mammalia, Carnivora, Felidae. Gene Ontology annotation, cellular component: COG complex. Gene Ontology annotation, biological process: intra-Golgi vesicle-mediated transport. The transcript is spliced from 19 exons.
CAUGCGCGGCAGUCCGCGCACAUGCGCAGUACUCGCGCGGCCGGCGCGGGUCCUUGCCGAAAGCCUAGGGGGUCCCCUCGGAGCUGGGGGCGGGGUCUGCGACACUAUGGCCGAGAGCGGUGGGGAAGUGGUAGCAGUACCCGCGUCCGCGGCUGCCAACGGCCUCAGCAAUGGGGCAGGCGGGGGCCCGGCGCAGACCAACAACCCGCUGUCGCGGAAGCUGCAUAAGAUCCUGGAGACGCGGCUGGACAACGACAAGGAAAUGUUGGAAGCUCUCAAGGCACUUUCAACCUUUUUCGUUGAAAACAGUUUGCGGACUCGAAGGAAUUUACGUGGAGAUAUUGAACGCAGAAGUUUAGCCAUCAAUGAAGAGUUUGUCAACAUUUUCAAGGAGGUGAAGGAAGAACUUGAAAGCAUAAAUGAAGAUGUUCAAGCAAUGAGCAGUUGUUGUCAAGACAUGACAAGUCGCCUACAGGCGGCAAAAGAACAGACUCAAGAUUUGAUAGUAAAAACCACUAAGCUUCAAGCUGAAAGUCAAAGACUAGAAAUAAGAGCACAAGUCGCAGAUGCCUUCUUAUCCAAGUUCCAGCUGACUUCUGAUGAGAUGGGUCUCCUCCGAGGUACCAGAGAAGGACCUAUAACCGAGGAUUUUUUCAAGGCACUGGGAAGAGUAAAACAGAUUCAUAAUGACGUUAAAGUUCUCUUACGUACAAACCAACAAACAGCAGGUUUAGAAAUUAUGGAACAGAUGGCCUUGCUUCAAGAAACAGCUUAUGAAAGACUUUAUCGAUGGGCUCAAAGUGAAUGCAGAACACUGACGCAGGAAUCAUGUGACAUAUCUCCAGUAUUAACUCAGGCAAUGGAAGCCCUGCAGGAUAGACCUGUCUUAUAUAAGUAUACCUUGGAUGAAUUUGGAACAGCCAGAAGAAGUACCGUUGUUCGUGGAUUUAUUGAUGCUCUUACGAGAGGGGGCCCGGGAGGCACGCCAAGACCCAUUGAAAUGCACUCCCAUGACCCCUUGAGAUACGUGGGAGAUAUGUUGGCUUGGCUCCAUCAGGCGACCGCUUCUGAAAAAGAACACCUUGAAGCUCUCUUAAAGCAUGUAACUCUACAAGGUGUUGAAGAAAAUAUUCAGGAAGUUGUUGGGCAUAUUACUGAGGGUGUGUGCAGGCCUCUGAAGGUUCGAAUUGAGCAAGUAAUAGUUGCUGAACCUGGGGCAGUUUUGUUAUAUAAAAUUUCUAACCUCCUCAAAUUUUACCAUCAUACAAUCAGUGGCAUUGUUGGAAAUAGUGCAACUACAUUAUUGACUACCAUUGAAGAAAUGCAUUUGCUAAGCAAAAAAAUAUUCUUCAAUAGCUUGAGUCUUCAUGCAAGUAAAUUAAUGGACAAGGUUGAACUCCCACCACCUGAUCUUGGACCAAGCUCUGCAUUAAAUCAGACACUCGCAUUGUUGCGUGAAGUUCUGGCAUCUCACGAUUCUUCAGUUGUACCGUUAGAUGCCCGUCAAGCUGACUUUGUGCAAGUUUUAUCGUGUGUCUUAGAUCCUCUCCUCCAGAUGUGUACCGUAUCUGCCAGCAAUUUAGGCACAGCUGACAUGGCCACUUUCAUGGUCAAUUCACUCUAUAUGAUGAAGACGACACUAGCUCUGUUUGAGUUCACUGAUAGACGAUUAGAAAUGCUACAGUUUCAGAUUGAAGCACAUUUGGACACACUUAUCAAUGAGCAGGCUUCUUAUGUUUUAACUAGAGCCGGCUUGAGUUAUAUCUAUAACACUGUGCAGCAACAUAAACCUGAGCAGGGCUCUUUAGCUAAUUUGCCCAACCUAGAUUCCGUGGCACUGAAGGCUGCAAUGGUGCAGUUUGAUCGUUACCUGUCAGCCCCAGACAGCCUGUUAAUGCCACAGCUGAACUUUCUCCUAAGUGCCACAGUGAAAAUAGGAGAUUGACGUUCUCCUAGAUUGAAGAAUAUAGAUUGAAGAUUUAUAGUUACCAGCCUUUUUUCACGCCUCGGCCACCCUAAGAGAUCUGACCCGACCCUGCUCAUACUUACUGCUUACAUGUAGGCGGCUCCAAAAUCUCUACUUAGUGAAUGAUUCUUAAAACUGAUGUGACUAUAGUGGAAGUAUAUAGCCAUAAUACCAAACUAAUAAACAUGUCAGAAUGACAUUGAAAAUGUCGUGGAAGCUCAAUAGUAUAUUAAUUGUGCCGUGCAGAUGAGCUGCUGUACAGACUGUUUGGAUCUGUUAGGUAUAUUUUGUAAUUUUUCAGUAUCACCUAUUUACCAGGAAUGUGUUCAAGACAAAGAACUAUACAGUAAUAUCUCAGAAUGUUACAGUUAGAAGAAACAGAGGGAUCAUAUUGUCUGACCUUCCUGAUUAUAAGGAAAAUAUUGACAAAUUUAAGUUGCGUGGAAGUAGGAAAUUAGACAAUUUUAAACAUUUUUUUUUUUUCCUUUCCAUUCGCCCUGCUGUGUAUUAAAUGCUUUCUGUGUAACAGGCACUAAGGAUUAAGAUUUGAAGGACAUUUGCACUGUCUUCAGGGAGAUCAUAGUCUGUUGGGUCAGUUAGACAUGUGAACAAAUAUUUAUUUUAUUUUAAUAUUUUUUUAAUGUUUAUUUAUUAUUUUUGAGAGAGAGAGAGAAGAGAGAGCAUGAGCGGGGGAGGGGCAGAGAGAGAAGGGGACACAGACUCCGAAGCAGGCUCCAGGCUCUGAGCUGUCAGCACAGAGCCUGAUGGCAGGGCACGAGCUCACGAACUGUGAGAUUGUGACCUGAGCUGGUCCAGCCCUUAACUGACUGAGCCACCCAGGUGCCCCACAAAUAUUUAUAUGAAAAAGUACGGUAAGGAAAGAACUAUUGAACUUGAAGAAAAUACUCCAGUUACCAGAAGGGGAGCUGUAGGGCAGAGACGGCACACUUGUUUCCUGUUGUCCUGGAGGGCACGUCCGCAGCAGUGAAUAGAGCAAGGAGGUGGCUUCUGACUCAACACGCAGGAAAAUUUGAAUUAGACUGGCCAACUAGAAUUGACUGGCAAGGGGAUGGAUCAGUUUUUCUCAGACAUAAAGUUGGGAAAUUUGAUCAUUUUAGGUGUAGCUAAUGAUUUUAAUUUUUUUUUUUUACUUUUAUAUUUUAUCAUCCUAAAAGAUCUCAUACUGUCUACUUACCUGGAAUUCUAAAGACCCGAGAGAUUAUAAAAGAAAAUCCAUUAUGCCGUGUCUCAGAUUGUUUGUGUGUGUUUCUUAAAUUAUUUUUCUUAACCGAAUACCUGUAGUUCUUUAGAUUUAACCACGUUUCAAUCUUAGUAUUUGAAUGUUGCGCCGUUUGGGACGUCACUAAAUAUAAAACGUACCGUUAUUCUUUUCAUAAUAUGCUGAAUGGCGGGAAGUUUUAAUGUGUUUUAUAAAGGAUGGCAGGUAGAGCAGAUGCCAUAAAGGAGAAAUUGGAACAGAUUUGGCUACAUGACACUUUAAAGUUUGUGUCUCGGUUUUGUUUUUACAGAAAACAACAAUAUAAACCAAGUUAAAAUAAAAACCGUAAUGUGGAGCAGUAUUUUCAAUUUGUGUAACAAAGUAUCCUUAAUAUAGUAUCCUUAAUAGCCAACAAAAUACCACAAAUCAGGACAAAACAGUAGAAAAAUAGGCACUGUGUGUUUGGACAGUUCACAGAAGAAAUGCAAAUGGCAAAUAAAUAGAACAUAAUAAUUAUCAAAAAAUGCAAAUUAAAACAGCAGUGAGAAUAUCUGUCCAUCAGAUUGCUGACAGUAAGGCGUUUGUUAUAUGCUAAUUGAAAGGGUCUGGGAAAAUGGGUAUUUUCAUAUGCUGUUGGCGAGAGUAUAAAUUAGUACAAUCUUUUUAGAGGGCAAUUUGACAACUUCCAUCAAAACUUUAAAAGUUUAUGUCCCUAGACUCAGGGAUACCUCCUAACAGACUCUCCCCCCCCCCCCCCAUUCCUAAGCUUUAAUAAGAGUUAGAAGUAAAGUUACAGAGGGGCGUCUGGGUGGCUCAGUUGGUUAAGUGUCCAGCUUCAGGUCAGGUCAUGAUCUCACCGUUCGUGAGUUCAAGCCCUGCGUUGGGCUUGGUGCUGACAGCUCAGAGCCUGGAGGCUACUUCAGAUUCCGUGUCUCCCUCCCUCUCUGCCCCUCCCCCACUCUCUCUCUCUCUCUCUCUCUCUCUCUCUCUCUCACUGUCUGUCUGUCUCUCUCGAAUAAAUUUAACCAGGAAACAAAGUUGUAUAGAAAGUGGAGAAAAGAGAACGAAAAUAAUUUUAAGGAAUUCUUCCUUCUUUUCCUUGGGAUGAAUUAGAGAUGUUCUUUUUUCAGUGUCAAACUCCAAUUUCACCUUUCAGUGAUACAAAUAUUAGACAUUGGAAUACAGAAGCUACAGUUAAACAUAUAUAUAUACAUGUGUGUGUGUAUAUAUAUAUAUAUAUAUAUACACACACACAUGUAUAUAUAUAUACACAUAUGUAAAAUAUUCUCACUGUCUUUUCUUGAUGAUUCAGAAUUAUUUCUGAAUGUUAUUAUAUCAGAUUUGAGAACUCUUAUUCAGGAAUCUUCCUUGAUUUUACAUACUAAAAAAAUAAUGUAAUAAUGUAAAAAAUAAUGCCUUUAUAGGAAAUAUUUCCUCUUUACUUAAAGAGGUAUACAGAAUAAUUUUUUUCUUCUUUACCUCCUUUUAAGCCACCUGUAUUAACUAUCAGGAAUACCUGUUCUCAAUAAAAAUAAAGUAAGUUUGGGGGGAAAAUAGUUCCACCAGGAAAAGAACAGCUGCUGGAAACCUGUAAGCUGAAAAAGAACUGGAGCUUGCACAAUGCUUUAGAGACUCGAGAAAGCCCAAGCCUUCAAAGAAAGGUUAAUCUAGUCCUACAUAAAGCCUACCUUAUACUCAAAAAGGCUUAAAAACAAAGUAUAAAGUAUCAUGCUGAUUUUUAACUAAACCAACUGCCUUCCUGAACAAAGCUUAGCACUCCUAAGGAUGACAAUAAAUACAGACAGUCAACCGUGUAGCAUUUGUAAUGCAAUAUUACUUAGAAGAAGUAGUGGGAAAAUAGGAACCAAAACUAGGAAAAAAUCUGUCAGUCGAAACAGACAAAUGACAAUUUAUAAAACUAGCAGGUAAGUUCCUUAUAAGCAGCUAGUUACAGUGUGUUCAAGGACUUAAAGGAAAACAUUAUUAUACUGAGAGAAGAAAUAGGGAAUUUUAGAGUUGAGAAUUCUAGACCUGAAAAGUGUAAUCUCUAAAGUGAAAAAUUGACUGACUGGGUUUAACUCUCAGUUGGACACCCCAGAGAGAAAGAUCAGUCAACUUGAAAAGAGUACAGUAGAAACCAUCCAAACUGACGCACUGAUAGAAAACAUUAAAAGGCUAGAAAAAGAUGAAGAGAGCCUUAGUGAAUUGUGGCACAAUAUUAAGCAAACUAAAGUAGGUAUAAUAACUGGAGUGUCAUAAUGAGAAUGAGUCAGAAAAAAUUUGAAGAAAUGAAACAAGUUUUUCCAAAUGUGAUGGAAAACAUGAACCCACAACCCAAGAAGCUAAAUAACUCAGCAGAGAAAACCAUACCAGCGUAUACCAUAAUCUUAUCAUUGAAAACCAGGGAUAAGGAGAAAAAUCUUGAAAGCAGCCAGAGGGAAAAAGAUAUAUUGUUUAUAGGAUUCGAAUGAUGGUGAAGUAUACUACUGACUUCUUGUUAGAAACAGUGCAAACCAGAAGGCAAUAGAAUAUCAUCUUUAAAUGUCUACUUUGUGUGUUCAUCACAUGUAUCUUUCAAACUCAACGCACAAAAAAUACAUUUUGUGAUAAACAAAAGUAGAGAGGACUUAUUACUAGUAUACUGCACUGUAGGGAAUGAUAAAGGAAGUCUGUCAGGCUCAAGGAAAAGAAUACCAGAAGAAAACUCAGAUCAACACAGGAAUAAUGAGUACAGAAAAUGCUAAAUAUAAAAGGUAGUGGACCGUUUAAAACAAAAAUACUAACAGUGAAUUGUGGAAUCGUUAACACAUAGAAAUGAAAUUUAUAAGAAAUGCACAAAAGAUGGAGUGGGAAGGAAGUAGAAAUACAUAUUUAUGAUGUUACCAGGUUAUUAUAUAAUAUAAUAAUAUUUUUUGAAGGUAGAUUGUGAACCUUGCAGCCAGCUCUCAAAUGAACAAAAUUAUCUAACAUUCCAAUAGUCAAGAUAAAAUAGAAUGCUAAAAAAGCAAUUAUAUCAAAACAAGGCAGAAAAAGAAGGGAAAAGGAUAGAAGGGGAAAAUCUAAAAAAAAGAAAAAUAGCAGGAUGAUAGACUUAAAUUCAGCCUUAUAAAUAAUUAUAUUAAAUGUAAAAGAACUGCAUACUUCAGUUAAAAGGCAGAUUCGAUUCUUAGAUGAAAAAGCAUGGCCCACUGUCUGCUGUCUAUAAGAAAUACACUUAACAGUAAGGAUACAGAUAGCUUAAAAGUAAAAUCAUAACAAAGUGAAAGUAGUUGUAUUAGUAUCGGAAAAAUUAGACUGCAAGACAGAUACCAAAGAUAAGGAGGUACAUUUUACAAUAAUAAUAGAAUCAAUUCAUGAAGAAGAUAUAAUUGUCAAUAUGUGCAUCUAAUAGCAGAGCUUCAAAAAAUAAGCAGUAUAAGUUCAUAGAAUUGAGGAAGAAUAGAUACACUGACAAUUGUAGGUAGGUAUUUCAACACCCCUCUCAGUAAUUGUUAGAAAAAGUAACCAAAAAUCUGACGUGGUGUAAAGGAACUGAACAAUGCCAGCAAUCAAACCUACUACAUAUGGAAUACCACACACAUUUAUAGAAGGUAACAUUCUUUUCAAGUGCAUAUAAAACAUUCACCAAGCUAAUGUAAGAAUGAGCAAAAAAGAAAUGGGUGUAAUCCACUAGUGAAUAUUUUUAUCUAUGAACAUGGUAUGCCUGUUUAUUCAGAUAUUUUAGAAUUUUCAAUAAAGUUUUAUAAUUUCCUCAUAUAGUCUUCUGUCUAUAUUAUCGGGUUUCUUCCUAGGAAAUAAUUCUGUGACUAUUACAAUAAGAUUUUUUUAUUUUCUAUUACCUGUUCUAAUUAGAUAUUGCUGGUGUAUAUCAAAUGUACUCAAUUUCAUAUGAUCAUUUUGAAUCUGGCCAAGUAACUAAACUAUUUUAGUUCUAUUAACUUAUCAGUUGUUUAGUUUUUGGUGAAGACAGCUAAGGAUAAUGAGUUUUAUUAAUCUUUUUUCAGUAUUUAUGACUAAAAUCAUUGUAUCGGUUAAGAACUCCAAGGUAAAUAGUAGAUGUAAUAGUGAGUGUGCAUAUUUUACUUUGGACUUUAAUGAAAAUGUUUCGGAUGUUUCAUCAUGAAGUGUGAGUUUUGCUGUGGAUUUUCAGCGUUCCAACAGUCACAUGGUAUUCUUUUCCAACUGGUUAUGUGAUACAGUUAAUCUAAUAAAUUCAGUAUAACUUCAGUCAUAAUUCUCAAAGAACCACUUUAUUAAAUGUUUACCUAGAAAAAAGUAUGUGAGAGGAGACUCUAGUUACUUCUGAACAUCUUCACAGUUCACCAGUCUGGUCCAAGGCAGUGUCACUGGUGCCUGUAUUACCACGUUAGCUUCUGAACUAUUCUGUUUUCACCCUUGCCCCACCCCAACUCCUACAGUGUAAUCGAUCUGAACACCUCAACCAGAUUGAUUCUUUAACUUCACUUAAUCCUCCCGUGAAUUAGGAUUUCCUCUUUCCAGUGGAGACAUCGCUUAGAAAGUUUAAAUAAUUGAACCAAGGGCAAACAGAAGCAAGCAGAGCCAAGAUUUGAAUCCACUAUUUCUGAUUCCAAUGCCUAUUCUCUUUAACACUAGCCUGUACUGUAUUUUUAUUAGUCCUUUCUAUGUUGAGAUUAUAUUGUUAUUUUUUAAGUGUAUUUAUUUUUGACAGAGACAGAGUGCGAGCAUGAGCUGGGGAGGGGCAGGGAGAGAGAGGGAGACACAGAAUCCGAAGCAGGCUCUAGGCUCCAAGCUGUCAGCACAGAGCCCGAUGUGGGGCUCGAACCCACGAACUGUGAGAUCGUGACCCGGGCUGAAGUCAGACGCUUAACCGACUGAGCCACACAGGGGCCCUGAGAUUAUAUGAUUAUUUUUAAAGGAAGCUCAAAAAUAUUUGCAUAUGUGAUAGGUUAACACUUACAUGAGAUAUGUGGGUUUGGUCUUAUGUAAAAUGUACUUUAAUUUUACAGUCAGUGACAGAAAGCUGACCUGGGAUAAAAAUCAACUUGAUCCAUUGUGACAUCGUUGGUUUUGGUAUUAUGAUAAAAGAGAAAUCAAAAUUCUUUCAUCUAUGAUUCCUAAAUACAUUAUCAUCUUUUCUUUUUCGUUUUCCAAGACUUAAGCUGUUAAUACCUUCUCUCCUGUGAUGCAUUUGAUUGCACUCUUAACUGUGGUUCUGUAAUAAAGCUCAAUUUUAGUGAUCACAGAGCCUGACUGUUGAAAUAGCUAUUUUUAGAAAUGCUGGGUUUAUGGUAAUGAUGAAAGUUGUGUCAUGUUGUUAUGGCAACCAAAAAUCCUGAAGUACUGAUUAAUGACAAGCUCACUGAUUCUGGAAGUAUGCAGUUCAUUUCUUAUCACGGCUAAAGGCUUUAAAUAAUUAUUUUAAAUGUUUUGUGAAUCUGUUUUAAAAUGGGUGGCAUCUCCAUUUAAUUAUACAUUAGUCUUUAUUAGUACUUCUGACAUUUAUAAUAAAUUGUUUGGCAUUGUAACAUUUAUAACUGGACACAUUGAAUUUCUUAGUGCAUGGUAUUCUGAUGCCUAAGAAAAAUACUGCUUUUCCCUCCAGUUUUACAAUAUCCUCAUCGCCUUCCAUUUUUUUUCCCAGUAGUUAACUGCAUGGUUAUUAUCUUUGAUGUACACACUGGUAUAGCAAACUACUUUCUAAAUGUAAGAAAGAUUUUUCAAAACUUGGAAAUAGGGCAGGUCAGGUCUGGGAGAGCAACGUGUCCUUUCAGGGUCACACUGAAGCAUUGUUACCGGGCCCUUCAAGAAUUACUUAAUUAUUUAGGGGCAUGUAUCAUAGUUUGAUGCUCGGCUUACUGUUGAUGAUUCAAGGCCCCGUGCUACUUCGUGUCCUAUGUCUUUUUUUGCUCUGGGAGACACGAAGCCAUGUUUUAUUCUAACCUUCCUUUUCAAAUGCCUAUAACGACCAGCUCCUCAGAAUGUUCUGUGAACCAGCUUUACCAUCUUAGUAGUUCCUCAUUAAGGAGUCAUCAAGUCAUUGGCAUUCCUUCAUUGUUUAUCUGUGUGAGUCAUGUUUUUAAUUAUUUGAAAGUUAUAAUGGCACUGCGAGGAUUAUUAAACUGUCCACAGGCCAAUAGGGCACCACCUGAUAAGUGACCACCUGUGAGAUUUUCACGGUGGCAAAGAGACCAAGGCAGUUCACGGUCUAACUUUAUAGAUGGUCAUAGCCUGCACCCAAAUAUUUCUUUUUUCCCCUUUCAACUGGCCCUUUUGCAUGUGUGAAAAGCAGGACUCGUCUUCAGAUUUUUAACCUGUAGAAAUAAUUCUAAAGGUACCCUCCACUCACCACCUAUGGUCUUGGCUGUGACUGAUCAGAAUUCAGCGUGGCGGGCGACCUGAGGUGAAUGCCCGUGCUCGCGCCAGUGCUCAGCAUACGCUACUGAAAACACGUACUGCUUUUCUCCCUUUUGUACGUGAGGUGAUCAACAGAUGAGCACAUUCCGAGUUUUCAGAAGCGUAUGACUGAGAUGAUUUGUCAGUGAUUUUGUAUUUAGAGAAUACCUGAAACUUCCAUUUUAAACAUUGUCAGUAUAAUGAUUCAUCAUUAUUUGAGACUCUGUAUUUUAUAAAUGAUAUUAGUGAAUAAUUUGGACCAAGACACCAGGCAGGCAAACAGAUAGAUAUAUACACAGAUAUACAUAUAUACUUUUUAAGAUAAAAGAUACAUAAGAAUUGCAUAGUAAUUAGCACUAUAAAUAAAGAGGAGGGGAUAGUAAAAUGGCAAGAAAGUCAACCCAUGUUAGCACCUCAGAUACCUCCCAUUUUGUGUACAGAUAACUGAUAUGCUUAUUAUACAUCAGUAUUUAAGAAACCAAUUCCCCAAAAUAACGUGGGGGGAGGAAUGUAUGUAUGUAUGUAUGCAUAUGUACGUAUGUGUAUAAAUUAGAUAGGCACAUAGAGUUUUUUAUUUUUUAUUAUUUUUUUAUACAUAUCUAUUGAGAGAGAGAGAGAACAAACACGAGUGGGGAAGGGGCAAAGAGAGAGGAGAGAAUCCAAAGCAGGCUCCACACUCAGUGCAGAGCCCGAUGCGGGGCUCGAUUUCACAAGCGUGAAAUCAUGACCUGAGCCAAAACGAAGAGCCAGACACUCAACCAGCUAGGCCACCCAGGCACCCGAGUUUUUAUUUUUUCACCAGCAGAUCAUUAAAAUGCUCUUAAUCCUCAAUGGAAUAAUUUAAAAACUGUAAGUAUCUUGUAAGUAUCAAGUUCAAUAUUUUGCCUUACAGUGGUGAAAUUAGUCCUAGAAAGGCUAAAUUUCUUGUUCAAAGCAACAGUAAUAAGUGGCAGAGCUUCGACUAGAUUCAAGGUCUUCUGACAAUAAUGUCCAUCACUGUACUGUUUUCUCUCUACUGUGUAUGAUUCACUGGAAACAAAGCAUUGAGUGUGAGUGUAUGACUCUAUACCCGGCUUUGGUAGUGAUAGUGAACUCUUAAAUUUGUCCAGGAAUGGGGAGUCGUUAUCAAUCACAGUUCCCCGCUCUUUACAGUUUGGAUUUGACUCAGAUUCACUGUGGAGAAUCUCUCUUUCCAUUGCAUUUCUCUCCUAUUGGCUAACAGUUCUUUCCCCUUCCCUUUAUUCACCCCACUGCAUGAAAGAUUUCCUUUCUCCAUGAGCUUUGGUAUCUCUUAUCUUGUUUAGUACAGCCGUAUUCAUUUUUUUAAUCCCUUCCCUAUCUUGGUAGCUUCCUAAACUGAGGAGCGGAAUGAGAAACUAUAUUAUACUAUCAAACACCAACAUUGAAAAUAAAUGAUAAACUCUUACUUGGUCUUAUUGUCUUGAUUUUAUUUAUUUGUGUCUUAGCAGUAUUGCUUUAUUUCUGGUUUUCUCCAUUGCAGAUUUGUAAUGAUUUUUCUGCUGCAUUGUGAGUUGUAGACAUUUGUAAGCUAGUUUAGCUUAUAAAUAGAAGCAUGCCCUGGGUUACAACUAAACUUCAAUAAAUUUAAAUUUUUUCAUCGUUUGGACUUGAGAUUAAAAUUUAAAAUUUAUUACUUUAUAU